Messenger RNA from Vollenhovia emeryi, 7324 nucleotides. It is a transcript of the gene nolo, whose product is annotated as ADAMTS-like protein 3. Gene Ontology annotation, biological process: extracellular matrix organization. The record is from RefSeq and is a predicted model, not a curated record. NCBI's taxonomy places the organism in Eukaryota, Metazoa, Arthropoda, Insecta, Hymenoptera, Formicidae. Gene Ontology annotation, cellular component: extracellular matrix. The coding region runs from base 532 to 5292 and encodes 1586 amino acids. The transcript has 24 exons. Gene Ontology annotation, molecular function: metalloendopeptidase activity.
CGCGUCGCGCACCUCGGCCCGACGACAUCGAGCGGUAACGCAGGGACACACGUGCGGUUGAGGUGUUCCGCGAUCAGGCACCUCCAGAACGAAGGGGUCCGCAGUUUCCGUAGACCACGCGAGCUCUCGACAAUCGCGAUCGAAACAUUUUCGCCGAGAUUACGUCUUAACAUCGUUUCCACUCUGUGGAUGUUCGUCACGUUCGUCGUUGAACCGCGCAUCGCGAAUCGCUCGCGACACGUGCUACGCGCGACGAUCGUUAUGUGCACAUCGCGACGGGCAGGAGGGUGAAGUGUUGAAAUAAAUAUUCGUAAGUGAGAAAGGAGAAGAAUCGUAAUUUGCCUCGCGGUCGACGCCUGACGGGUUCCUCGAUGCGCCCUUCGUCAGGGGUUGAAAGUUGCACGUGGUGGGAACUCGACGAUCUCUGACAACAGCCUUGCAGUGAGCACAAGGAGUUGCCAUACAUCGGUUAACAAGUGAGAAAGGAGGGAUCCAUCGUCGACGAGUCUUCUUAACGAGAUUGUCAGGACCAUGAAGAAAUCCUAUUUCGUCUUCAUAUGCCUGCUGGGCCUCGUCGUGAGCGACAACAGCACGAUCGGCGAUCACCCGAUCACGGAGGACACUUCCGAGAUCAGCAAUGUCGGCAACAAUCUCGCGGUCGACGCCGUAGAUCAGAACGCUGGUUGGGGAGAAUGGUCACCGUGGUCGAAGUGGUCGCCGUGUACACGGACGUGCGGUGGCGGAAUCUCGCGGCAACAGCGUCGAUGCAGGCGCAGACCAUGCAAGGGGAAAGUUUGGACCACCAGAUAUAAAAUCUGCAAUCCGGGGACCUGCGAGAAAUCGGGCGAUUUUCGCGCGGUACAAUGCGCCGCCUUCAACAAUGUGCCAUACAGCGAGCAACUGCUCAAAUGGUAUCCCCAUUACGAUCCGGCUAGGCCGUGCGCUUUGAUCUGUCGCGGCGAGCAGACCCUCGAGAACGGCGCAAGACGGUCGCGGCAGGAAGUGAGCGAGAAGACGAUGCCGCGCGAUUCCACAGAUAGCCUGCAAUUCGACAGCGACGAGACGAUAGUAGUGCAACUAGCGGAUAAGGUGGAGGAUGGAACGAGAUGUUACACGGAGGGCACGGACGUGUGCAUAGGCGGCGAGUGCAUGAAGGUUGGUUGCGACCUUCGAGUUGGUAGUAACAAGAACACAGAUGCGUGUGGCGUGUGCGGAGGGAAUGGAUCAAGCUGCCAAUCGCGAUACUCCUGGAGUUUGGAAUCGAUAUCCGCCUGUUCCAAGUCCUGCGGUGGAGGUUUCAAGAUAGGGAUGGCGGUGUGCAAAUCGGCCGACGAGAGCGUCGUGGAGGACAGCUAUUGCGAUGCAAACAGCAGACCUUCGGUGAAGUCCUUAAUGCCGUGCAACACGCACCCUUGCACAACGAAGUGGAUGAACGGGGAAUGGAGUGCGUGCAGCGCGAGCUGCGGCGGCGGCUCGCGAACGAGGUCCGUCUUCUGCAUCGAGGAGAACGGGAACGAAACCACUAAGCUACCAGAUCACAAGUGUAGCAGCACGCACAAGCCGCGCAUUCAGGAGACCUGCAACACCGUGUCCUGCCCGAUGUGGGAGACAGAUAAAUGGAGCGAGUGCUCCGUGACCUGUGGCACCGGAAUACGGACGAGGACGAUCGAAUGCAGAGACGGUGUUGGUGCCAUCUCCAGGGAUUGCGACCCCGCGGAACGCCCUCAUACCGAGCAGGAAUGCAAGACGAACGUCGCAUGUCCCACAUAUGGAGACGGCAUGACACAGCCCCUGGUGCAGCCGUAUCCGCUAUCCCCAGUGUCAGAGAAAUUGAUGGACCAACCGAUACCUUCCGAAUCGACGUUUAUCGCCGAGGAAUGGUCCCCCUGCAGCGUCACCUGCGGCGAGGGCGUCAGGCACAGAGAAGUGCGCUGCAAGAUAUUCCUCGAGUUCAGCCAAACCAUCGCCAAGCUGCCGGACAGCCAGUGCACCGGCCCGAAGCCCGUCGAGACGGAGAAGUGCACGAUGGAGCCGUGCGGUCUGCUGGAGAACAGCCUAUCCUACAGGAUCGACACGGUUGGCGAUAGCGGAUACGCCGAGUCGAGCUUGACGGACUCGUACGGUAGAUCAUCGUCCGGCAGUUCCGGCGGAAGCGGCUACGACAGCGGUAUCAAGGUCGCCCCGGGUAGCGACGUGCAAACUACGUACUCGUGGAAGGAAACUGGCUACACCCCCUGCAGCGCAACUUGCUUAGGAGGUGUCCAAGAUCUUAUUAUAAACUGUGUUCGGGACGACACCGGGAAAACGGUGAUGCCGCUUUUAUGCUCCACGGAAACGAAGCCGGAGGCGAGGAUACGAGUCUGUAACGACCAUCCGUGUCCUCCGAGGUGGAAUUAUAGCGAAUUCUCCACUUGCAUGAGCCCUUGCGGUAUUGGUAUACAGACACGUGACGUUACCUGUAUCCACGAGGUGACACACGGCACCGGCAAAGCAGUGCCCGUUCCAAAUUACAUGUGUCCGCAACCACCGCCCGCCGACAGACGAUACUGCAAUGUACUGGAUUGUCCUGUCAAAUGGAGCACGGGGGAAUGGGGGAAGUGCUCGAGAACGUGCGGCGGUGGCGUGAAGAAGCGAGAUGUAGUUUGCGAGCAGAUAAUGGCGCAAGGUCGCAAGCAGAGUCGCGAAGAACGCGAAUGCCCGGCACAAAAGCCAGCCAGCGAGAAACCUUGUAACACCAGGACCUGCCAUGACUCGGACUUGGGCUCUAAUGUACCACCGAUCAUCACCAGCUUGAACACGACGUACAAUCAAACGGACAUCAACGCAAAGGUGGACCUGAAAAUUGGCGGAAUCGCCAAGAUUUUUCAAGGGACGCCUUCUAUCAAGAUUCGCUGUCCCGUUCGAAAGUUUGACAAAGCGCAGAUUGUAUGGAUGAAAGACAACAAGGACAUACGAAAGUCGAGGAAAUACAAGAUCAGCAGGAAGGGAGCUUUGAAGAUAAUCGAUAUAGUUUCCUCGGAUUCGGGAGUCUACGCUUGUAUUGCGGGAAAUUCGCACGCAGAGACGCAGUUGAUAGUGAAAUUUCGGUCCAAAGAGCAGAUAAGUAGCGAGGAAUAUUUACGACUGGGCAAUUCCGUUCACCUACAACGAAACGCGAAUCUCGACUCUGCACCGGCGAAUUCUGGCGAGAGCCCAUACACUGAUCACGCAGCAGCCUACGGGAAUCGUUUUGAUAGCGAGGAUCUCAGCCAUGAACGUGCGUUUCCGAGCAAACCAACUAGAAAACCACAUCAAAAGAAGCAGAAAACCAGUCCCACUCCGUCAGACGCCACGAUGAUGCACAAAGAGCAUACUGUUACCUCUCUCAAUCAGCCGGGGUAUCACGAAUCCGUGGAGUCACCUGCUCCAUCAAGUGCUUCUACUCUUGUGCCGCACUUGAGCUACUUGAUAUCGAGCUUGAAGGCCUAUUGGCCGUUUCACAGCGAAAUAGCCACGGGUGAUAAUCGCAAGACCACUUCCACGCCACUAGUCGGAGAUGGGCAUAAAAGGGCGGCGACGACGAAGCGUAGAAUGUCUAACAGGGACACCGACCUCACGUAUCAAAGUAUAGAUAAUACCUUCGACGAUCUAUAUCGUAAUACAGUCAUUCCGGACGAGACCUUCGGUCCUGAUGAAGAGCGGAUAUUUAUCGAUGUCGAUCCCUACGAUCUGGACGAAUCUGUAUUCGGGUUACAGCACGGCGACGGCGUCAAGUCGGAUAUAAUGGAUAAAGUUGAUGCCAGGCUUACCACAAAGCCCGAUAUCGAUUAUAUCGAGGAGUCGUUAAAAAAUGUGAAACGACAGUGGCAAGAGUCGAGAAACGAGUACAGAGAUCAGUGGAGCACCAUGCCCAAAAGUCACGUCCAAAGCAGAACCACGACAGAAUCUAUCACGUCUUCACAGAGCGGCGAAAUGGACAUGUAUUACGUCGAGGAUUCGAGCACAAAAAAGGAAAUGCUCAAGGAAGCAGGUAGUUUUACCGACGGUAGUGAUAAGUCCAUCAAUCACGGCGUUUAUAGAAACUUGAGAACUGAAGACCCAUCGACCGUCGCCUCCACAAUGAUAUCCAGAGGUCUUGGGGAUCGAUUAAGGAUACCGGAGUCGAGUCAUCGUAGUUUGAGCCACGCGAACAGGACAAUCGAGUACAGAGACGCGUUCGAGGAGGAGUUGGAUAAGCGGAAAAUCGCGCCGUAUGUGGAAAAUCACACGGUGGAUUAUACAAUCGCGCGAUUCCCGACUACUAGAGAACUGGAAAAUAGAGCGAGAGAAGACUCGACGUUGAUAAAUGAUCGGAGGUCGGGCGUUGUUGGAGAGAAUCCUGACGAGAACGUAAGAAACUUAUCUCGCAAUCGAGAGGAUCACGCUGGCUCCAUAGAAGAGGCCUUCCCAGUUAAUCUAAAAGAGGCGUUCAGGGAAGGGCAACGUUCAACCGAUGGGGAUAAGCCCGCGAACGUUUUGCUCUCCGCUGUAACGGGAGAGACUGUUACAACAAAAGAUCCCGCCGCAGAAUCACUCGCUGUGUUAGCUGCGGAUAAUGUUCUGGUGUUCGAGUGGGUUACGACCGAUUGGUCGAAGUGUUCUCAAACUUGCGGAGGAAGUGGAUUCCAGAUGCGAGGUGCGCAGUGUACAGUACGAACGACGCAAAUGGAUGGCAACUCGACACAUGUCUCGCCGAGGACGAUCAUCGGUCAGAAGCUGUGCGAGGACGCCGGACAUCCGGUGCCGCAGAAGGUGAGGCCCUGCGGGACCGGCAAGUGCCCUCAAUGGCACGCCACGGAAUGGACUACGUGCGAAACGUCCAGGUGCUUCAAUUGGAAGACGGCGAUGCAAAAACGAGACAUUAGCUGUCGCUUGGUUGACGACGCGGAGAACGGCUACGAGAACGCCACGCUGCUGGACCCGAGCAAGUGCGACGAAGCCACGAGGCCGCUACAGAGACAGGAAUGCUACAACGACGCCUGCAAAGGCGUCUGGAGGGUCGGCGAGUGGACCGAGUGCAUCGCGUCCUGCGAGGAAGAUGGUAUCAAGUAUAGGAUUUUACAAUGCGUCUGGUUCGGUACGAAGAAGCCAGCGGGAAACGCUUGUAGAGAUAUACCACGACCUCCUGUAAUGAAAACAUGCAGGGGUCCGCCUUGUCCUCAAUCCGGUGGGUUUCUGCAAGAAAACUCUACUAAGUCUUGUAUUUUCACUUGCAGAGGAUUGCAAGGACCAUUCGCAACUGUGCGGCAGGGUGAAAACCAUGAACAUAUGUAAGAUGCCGCUGUAUAAGAAACAGUGCUGCGCAUCGUGUCGCUAGAUUCGAGUUAUAAUUGAUUGUAAGUGACUCAUUGUGAGGAUUAGACAAAAUGAGCGAUAACGAUGAGUGCGCGUGAGACAGAGAGUGUAAAUCGUGAUUAGUCGGACAAUUACUUCGUGACAUAUAUAAACGCACCCGGGAUGCCUGUUGUUAGUAAAUUACGUAACGCACGUGGAAGGAGCGUGCCCACUGUGGAAUAAGAUUGCACAGUAUUACGAUGUCCGAUUUAUAGAUUAAAAGAAAGAAUAUAUCCAAGAAAGGAGUCGACCAAAAACCUACUUCGCUGUAAUAGUUCCCCCUCGUCGUAUCGUCGCGAAUGCCGGCUCACCUCCUCGCCUCGAGCGUUCCUCGCGUAACAAAGAGAGACCCGCCAAUCUUAACAGUUUCUAAUUAAUUGAACUAAAUAAUUUUCUAACGUAUGUCACGCGUAAGUUCGGCGCGAUUCCUGCAAAUUGCGCACGCUCAUAUUGCCCCUAAUUAAAAAGGGGGGGAAAAAAGGAAGGGAAAUGGAAAUCCGGCAUUUCGUCCAAAAAAGUUAAGAGCGUUAUAUUGUUAUAGAGUUCGAUGGGGAGAAAGGGGAGUAGAAAUUUAUUACUACGUCCUGGGAAGAUCGUUAUUGCGACAUACAUCGUUGAAAUCGACACGUUAUUAAAUGUUGUCAAUGUUGGUGCUUUAAGUCGCACGGAAAAUGGCUUUAAAAAACAGAAUGAUAUUUAAAUUUUAAUAAAAACACUAAGUCUGGAAAGUUGGGAAGCAUAAGUUUUCGUGUCGCAGUGCACAUUUCGUCUUGACGCUUAUUCUUUUUUACAUCUAUAUAUUUCCCAACGCGAUAAAUGUAACUGUUCUCCAUUCAUUUCUGAAGUGAAAGAAAGUUAUCCUUUUAAGACUGAAACGCUCUUCGGAUAUCAUUGUUCUUGGGCAUUAAUGUAAAGAAAGUUUCGUUACGUUCCAAAGAAUCAUUUGAUACUCCGUCAUAAGCAGGAAAGAAUUAUAUCUUCGCUUUAUCUCUGAACAUAUAUUUAUUGAUAUAUUAUCUCUCCCUCUCUCCUUUAUGUUUAUAGAUUUUGAUAUCAAUUAUCAUCAAAAUGUAAAAUGUAAAGUUAUUUAAGAAAUAUAAGUUAUCGAUGAAUUAUUGCGCGCCUAUAAAGCGUCCCGUCGGGCGAUCUUAAGCCAAUAGAUAUCCAAUAAGCAAUAAAAACAAAUAUAUAAGUAUUGUAAUAUAAUAUUUUGUUAAUAAUCUCUGGCGAAAAUUCGUGAACAUGACCAUUCUGUUGUUGGUUAUAAAGGGCCCGACUUUACUUAUGUGCCUCUAAUCACUUCUCACUUCAGAGACCGCGGAACAGGGGACGCGAUAUGGUACAAGUAUAAACGAAUUUGUCAGAUUAUAAAUACAAUCUAAAAAAAUUCUAGAUUUUAUAUAAAUAUAUAUAAAGUGUCCGCCCUGUUCAAAUUUUCGGGGCGCAGCGCGCCUCUUAGAAAAUAGUUGAAAUUUUGGAAAAAUUGUGAUAUACUCGCACAAAAAAAUACUAACCAUUUAAAAAAGCCGACAGUGAUCUUUUCAACCUGAAAAGAUCACGAAUAAACAAGUUUUUUACAUUGUGCUUUGGUGCAAACUCAAAAUCGUGCGAAUUUCUCGUAUUAAACUUUCUUGAGCCAGUUACGAGAUAUUUGCUACAUUUAUGGACGCACACUCUGUGUGUGUAUAUAUGUAAUCUAUUAAAAAAUUCAUUUAUACUUAUGCUAUUUCGCCUCUUUAAAAAAGGCUCCGCCGUCUCUGCUCACUACCUAGAUAUUACUAAUAGUUAUAAAUAUUCAUUUGUCGCGUAUUCACUCGUAGAACUCAUCAUAGAAGUCGAUGUUUUCGAUAAGAGGAUCCUUCGCGCAGGUAUUGAUUAUAUGUGAAAUGUAACGAGGAUUUGUCCCCCUUUAUAUACAUGAUUAAUCACAUUAAACGUUUAAUUACAUCAUAGGCGCUGCCGGAAUUCUUCG